This is a messenger RNA of Phycomyces blakesleeanus NRRL 1555(-), 261 nucleotides long. RefSeq lists its product as hypothetical. NCBI's taxonomy places the organism in Eukaryota, Fungi, Mucoromycota, Mucoromycetes, Mucorales, Phycomycetaceae. The transcript has a single exon. The annotation marks the transcript as partial. The record is from RefSeq and is a predicted model, not a curated record.
GCCAUUCUUCUUGUUACCUGCGACAUUCCUUCUGCCUGUAGGACUUGUGAGGUUAUCUCUCAUUCAAGCACAUGUGCAUGUAAUAAGUGCAACCAACAGUUCCCUCGCCUUUCAGACUCUAAUGAUGUGAACUACUCUGGGUUUGUGUUUUCUGAGUGGGUGUCUUGCACUGAUGCCAAAAACCGUCGUGAUGCCAAGUUGUCAAGAAUAGUCAGCAGUAAUGCACAAAGAAAGAGAUUGGAGAGGGAAAAUGGUAACUGA